UAUAACGAUACUAGUGUCAGGUCUGGAUCUCAAUAAAUUAUCUACAUUCAAGCUUUCAAAACUAGUUACUGACAAACUUUUAAAGCGCCUGUGUGAAAGAAAAAAUGGAGGUUAAUUGCGAGAUAUUGCUGUACCUUGAUAGAAGGCGUUUAUUGGAUGAUAUGAAAAUCGAAUGCAAAGAGUUCUUGAAGGAGCUUUCAGAAAAACCUAUGAAUAGAUUCUUACCGUUUCGCUAUGUGUUAGAAGUUGAUGUAAUGAAGUUACUUGACGAGUUUCCAGACCUUGGUAAGAUGCUUUUGGAGGAACCAUUGGCUUGGAACCAGAUUGCUUCGGAUAUAUUGUAUUCGUGUCUGCAGACUUUGAUACGUGAUGCAGACUGCCAGGUGGACCCAGCACAAGUGGCCGUCACAUUGCGUCUGUACGCCCUACCCCGUAUACUAUGCCGCCCCAACAGACGUUAUAAUACUGGACUCGUAUCUUUUGAGGGGAUACUGAUACACACAUCUAAACCAACCAGCUAUGUUUACCAUACAGUUUGGUCCUGCCCUGAACAAUGUGAAGGAAACGAAAUUGUCUUGCAAUACAUACCCAAGUCUUCACCAAAGUGUUGCAUUUGCAGAAGUGUACUGUUUGAGAAUAGUGGCAUGAGAAGAUGUGGCGAAAAGGUAAAAACUACGUUUUUGUUGAAUAAUGGUAAAUUUGCUAAAACUUUUGUGAUAGUUGACGACUUGAUAUCAAAGUUAAAAGAAGGAGCGAGCUAUCUGUUGGCUGGGUCAGUCAUCAAAAAAAUAACGGCAAUAUGGUUGUUAGAAGAAGUCACUACCCUCGCUGCACCAAUAACAUGCGUUGCACCAAUCGAUAUACAGAAACUUUAUGAUGUGUGCGACGGACUUUCAUGGAAGUUUAUUUAUUGCCUAGCGUCGAGCCUAGGCACAAAUGUUUGCCCAUUAAAUUGCUUCAUGCACCUAAAAAUAAGCCUCCUACUAAGUCUAGCUAGCAUCAGAGCAAAUACUCUAACUGGGUCGUCAAUAUUGCAUGUGUUAGUGGCCGGUUUCGACACGAGUGUGGUUGCAGACAUUAUGACAGAAGCCUCUAAGUUGGCCGAAAGGAAUGUAUUGUUGGGAACGACCAACACGUCUGUUGCAACGGCACUGGUGGGAAGUUCUGGAGGAGUGUGUGUGAUGCCGCUUCCCCUGCAUACUUACAGCACGAAACAAACGUCCUCAAUUUUAUCUUCGAUAGAAUGCAAUGAAGUAACAACAGAAAACUGUAAGGUUAAGCUUAAAAGCGCCGUGUGGGCCCAAGGAAUGGACCUCAAGAAGAUCGUUCUCUAUAACGUGGCCAGUGUGUUUGGAUUUGUCUGUCGUGGAGACUUCGGGAAACACAAUGAUGAAAUGGUUGACUUUAUUUUACAAAAUGCGGUGGAUCCAUUGGAAACUACUGAAGAAGAGAUUCAAGCUCUGAAAGACGUGAAACACUAUUUAGAUCUCGUGGCAGGUAUAACUGUGUCAAUUGAUAAACGCGCAGAAAGGAUUUUACGAAGUUACUUUUUAGCAGCUCGUAAAGAAAAUUCUAGAGGCGUGUCGGUAGGCAGUAUGUCAGCUUUACUAUCGGCGAGCCUUACCUCGGCUCGAUUAUGUCGUAGAUCAGUAGCCAACGUUGAGGAUGCAGUGUUCGCAAUAUGGCUUCAUGUGAGCGGUAGUCCGGAACCUCGAUUCGCCCCCGAAGAAUAUCUUCAAACUCCAGCUGACGUCAAGAAAUUGCACAAAAUAAUGGAUAGUUUUAAAGAAUGGCUGGAGCAGUUUAUUGGUGGCGUCAUAAGUUUUAUGUAAACUUUUUUCCUUGUAGAUAAUUUUAAUUCAACACGCAAUUCUGUGUUUAAAUUUUCCUGCUAUUGUUUUGUUUUUCAUGCACUAUACCUAAAUAGAAACCAUUUUGAUAUGUUAUUUAUUAAUACCACCUACACGUCAUUUCAAAUUAAAUAAUAAUUCACAAA
Molecule: messenger RNA, 1996 nt
Organism: Plutella xylostella (diamondback moth)
Lineage: Eukaryota; Metazoa; Arthropoda; Insecta; Lepidoptera; Plutellidae
Gene: mei-218
Product: meiotic 218
Source: RefSeq, a predicted model, not a curated record